Exaiptasia diaphana is the source of this 3443-nucleotide messenger RNA. Its product is annotated as F-box only protein 10. The coding region runs from base 83 to 2908 and encodes 941 amino acids. NCBI's taxonomy places the organism in Eukaryota, Metazoa, Cnidaria, Anthozoa, Actiniaria, Aiptasiidae. Gene Ontology annotation, biological process: regulation of apoptotic process; protein ubiquitination; ubiquitin-dependent protein catabolic process. The transcript is spliced from 6 exons. The record is from RefSeq and is a predicted model, not a curated record. Gene Ontology annotation, molecular function: protein binding.
UGAAUGAUCGAAGCCCGAACAAUGUUUACACGAAACGAUGGCUUUAAAUUCGCCUAGAGUUCCUUCUUUCCUACACUAAACAAUGCCAGAGAAAGAGACCACGCUACCUCUAGAGCUUUGGCGAGUUGUGAUAUCUUAUCUAACUGUUAUUGAGUUGUGUCGAUGUGCUCAAGUUUGUAAGGAAUGGAGAGAACUCGUAAAAAGUUUGGAUAGCACUCGAUGGAAAACCCUUUUUCUUAGUGCUAAGAAAUGGCGGCAUCCAAAUUGGCCAAAUACUUCCAAGAAGGAACCGUCGUCUUGGAAAAAGACUUACAAAGCUCAUCAUUUAGCUUCGAAGCAAUGGAUGAGCCGUACCACUGAUGUCAAAUGUUCUCCAUUUUUGAUAUCUUUGCGUCGACGACCCGAAAGGGCAACUUUAAACGUAGGUCAAGGCAAGAAAUUCCCUACAAUACGUGAUGCAUUGAACGUCGCCUCGCCGUUCGAUCGUCUAGUUCUUCAUCCAGGUGUUUAUGAUAAACAGCACUUUCUAGUUUUGAAGUUUCCAGUAGAAAUCUACGGCGAGGGAGAGUUAGGUGAUGUUGUGUUGCAAAUGACGGUGGAGCAACAGUGCUCUUCAGCUCGCCUUGUGAAUGUUGUUGUUCUUCCAGGAACUGGAAUCUUAGUGCAAAACUCUCCAGUAAUUGUGAAGGUGGCGACAGGACAUAUUCAAAUAGAUAACUGUAUAUUUGAACAUGGUCAUAUUCAAGUUUCCUCGCCUGGAAGUAUAUCUAUUCGUUACUGCACUUUUAACCAUUCAGCCAUCAUUUUGCGUUCUGUAGGAUUUAGUCGCAUCGAAAACUGUGAAUUUGUUACCGACGACACUUCAUCAAUUAUCGUAGAAGGUAUUCCACCAAUCACAAGACAGCGUCCGGUGUCGAGACCUGUCGAAGGCUGGAUGAGGAUCAACGGAAUCGACUCGUCCGGUCUCGAGGACUUAUAUGACUUGUCUUUCCUCCGCAAUACCUCACACACACGAUCAAAGAAACAAAGCAAAGAGACUGUCAAGGACCAGCUUUCGUCUGUCGAAAAUGUCAAGAAAGUUAAAAGCGGUAACAAUUCACUCAAAGAUCUUCAAACCAAAGAAAGUCGCGUUACUAGUAUGACAACGAGCAAGUACAGUCUCUUGAAGUCCAAAGACAACAGUCUACCAAAGGGUAAACACAAAUUAGAUACUGUAAGCCGUGACAUCAUACGGUCAAUACACGGCUGUGUUAUUAGGAAUAACUUAUUUAAGACUUGUCGCGGAGCAGUUCUUGUUAGACGACGUGGACACGCGUGGAUCGAGGGUAACGAGAUGUCCGGCGUGGGACUCUCGCACGGGAUACGGUGUAUCUCAAGCGCGAAAGUCGUGGCCUUGUUUAACCGUAUUCAUAACUGCGAGACGUCAGGCAUAUUUUUCCGUGAGUCGUCGAACGGUCUCGUUGCUGGUAAUGUGAUCUAUGAGAAUAAAGAAGCUGGUGUUGAUAUACGCAGUGGUUCGAAUCCAGUACUACAACACAAUCAAAUCCAUAGUGGGAAACGAUCAGGGGUUGUCAUAUUGGAUCGCGGUCGAGGACUGAUACGGGACAAUGACAUCUUUGAUAACGCUGAAGCGGGUGUCUACAUUCUUUACAGAGGAAACCCAGUCGUCAAGAACAAUCGUAUCUGGUCAGGACAGGCGGCGGGAGUGGCUGUCACCGAGGAAGGGCGUGGUCAGAUCUGUCAUAACGAUAUCUGUGGUAUGGAAUGGGGUGGAAUAGAUAUCAGGAAUGGCGGUAACCCUGUUGUGUCCAAUAACUAUAUAAGGGACGGUCAAGCUGAUGGGAUUGUGAUUGGUGUAGGUGGCAAAGGCAUUAUAAUGGAUAAUGACAUCAUAGGUAACAGUGGUUGUGGUGUUUGGUUACUAACUAUCUCUAAACCUGUUAUUUACAAUAAUCGAAUUGGUGAAAGUGGAGAUUGUGGAAUCUCUUUUGUAAGCAACAGCGACAUUGUUCACGAGAACCAACAGCUAAGCUCGCAGUUCUCCCAACAAGAACAAGAUCAGGAGCAUCUUCUUCAACCAUUUUUUUACGAUGAAGAUGUGACUUCUUCAGCAAACUUUGAUGACCACGAUCAUACCCAAGAUAUCACAGGGCCCAAGCCAGAUAAAAACUUCGCAACAGUCGACAAUAACGUUAUCUUUGAAAACAGUGGUCAUGGGAUCCACUUCUGCGCCAAUGAAGGACUCCUUAUAAGGGAGAACUGUAUCCAUAGUAACCAAGGAUGCGGUGUCAGUAUUACAAAGCCAGCGGACAUUACCAUUCAAGAUAACAUGAUAUGUGAUAAUGAGGGCUCAGGCAUCAUCCUAGAUACAAGUUCUUCCGCUAGUAUCCAUGGUAACGGUAUCUACGGCAACCAAAAACAUGGCUUACAUAUUUCUGGAAAGGGGGGUGUGCGGGAAAACGAUGUGUUCUUGAACUCUCUCAGUGGGAUUCAAAUUUGUGGUCCUGGUGACCCUUUCGUUGCGCGAAACCGAGUGCAGUCCGCCAAGCAUCAUGGUAUAAGUAUCAUGGAAAACGCGCGUGGAUUUGUUGAGUGGAAUGACAUAUUUGAAGCUAAAGUCUCUGCUCUGUACAAACAUCCAGAAAGCACAACACAUAUUUACAAUAACAAUGUGGUUUCUAUCAAGCUCUCCGAGUCAAGGCCGUUCUGUACGUAUGACAUCAAGACCAUGGAAUGUAAACUUGAUGAAUCUGUAACCCUAGAAGAAAACGCGCCUCCAUUACGACCUGCAACCAACAAAACCAACGAAAAACAUAAACUACGAUUAGGUAAUGCCGCAGGACAGACAAGGAUCGUUUCACUGUAUGCUGGAUGUCAUGGAAGGACACGGUUCUGCGUCAUCUCCUAACUGUUACGUCACCAAAUUUACGUCAUUAUUAAAGAGCGUCAUAGUUUUUAAAGAUAUCCCAGAAUCCUUUGUGUCGCAAGUUGCUCGAGAAUCUUCUCGUCAGACAGGGAUUUUGAUUUUGUAAAACAGCUUUACCAUUGUAGUGAGAGUGCUCGCUCUGCGAGAUCCUAGCGCUAUUUGAUAAUCACAUUAAUACAACGAGUCUCGUUGUUUCAAGUCUUAGUCUCAUUCAUUGAAGGGUUGAUCUCAGUGUGACAUUUAGCAUUUUGAAUAGGUGUUUUGAAAUUUAUUGAAAUGUUUUGCUGUUUUCAACGGUUUUCAGCAAUUGCAUUCAUUGCAGGUCACAUAAGAAAGUUUACUAAAAGUCGUACAUUGUGCUUUUUGAAUUUAUUGUGUUCAAAACAUGAAAGACAAGCUUUAUUAUUUUAGGCCUGAAAGGCGUGUAGGAUAAAUGUAAGAUAGAAUUUACAAGUAUUAUAUUUAUUGUAAAAUAUGUAUAAUAUAUAGGAAUGAAAUAAAUCCCUUGAUAUUGACA